UUUAUUUAUUUAUUCUUCCUUGUCUUUAUUAGUGGUAUAUAUUAUAUUGUGUGAACAAAGAGAGAUCAAAUAAGAAUGUAUUUCAUCAGAGAGGCUUUUUACAAAAGACCUUUUGAAUCUGCUCGGUUUGCAGCAGCUCGUGGUGUUGUUGCCGUCUUGUUUGUUUUAUUAUUCUUUGCAUACUGUGCAUAUCUAAUUGUCCAGAUUGUUGAUGAUGUACCUCUUAUCCUCCUUUCAUCUGAAUCCGUAAACGCCACCUACGCUGCACCAGAUAUCGAGAUGUGUGUUGUCAAUACGACAAUGCAAUUUGCGUUCUGUAACGCAAUCUAUACCAACUUCACCUCUCUUCCUUUUGACUGCAUCGGAAUGACCGAACGAGGUGCCAUCAGCAUGGGAUCGACCCCACAGUGCUACAUGCUUAGAACCCAGGGGCUAUUGCAGUAUGCGGCCAACAGACCAUAUCCCGAGAACAGCUCGUUGAUCAACAACAUUGAAAUCCUUUGGAAGCUCGGAAGUGUCGAUAGUGCGGGAUACAACAUCAGAGCUCAGCCCAGUAUGGACAUCCAGCUCUACUCUCCCACAUUCAACCAAUGGUAUCUCAACUCUAGUGAAUUCAUACCACAAGAGAGAACACUUUAUACAAGUAUGCAGAAUGGAAACAACAGAAUCUACAGUAAUCUCAACGUGAGCACAAUCAUCAAGUUCUCUCCAGUCAAGUACAGGGCAAUCAAACCAAAAGAUUCUAGAUCAAUUCUUGGCUUUGGUGCAAAAUAUGUAGAUAUCAUCACCUUGGAUACAACGCAACAAGAUUUUCCUCUGCAACAAAAGGAGCCAUUAACUACUGGAGGAUACGAUGGUAUAUUUUCUAUAAGUCUUGCAAAAACCAAUAUGGAUGUAAAAACCGAACAAAGACAAUAUACCGUACUUAACGCGAUUGCUCUUGCUGGUGGUGCUUAUGGUGUUUUGACCGGAAUCUACACAAUCUUGUUUGGUGCCGGAAGAUUCUCUCCCUGGGGAAUUUUCGAAAUGGGUGUUGUCUACAACCCAUUCGCAAAAUCCACCGAGCCUGCGGCUCGUCCUGGAAAGGGACGUCCCAAGCGCCAGUCCUCGAUCCUCAAAGCCCGAAUAUCCAAGGGACCUCAGUCUAUGCCGUUUCCAAAGGAACACGACAUCCAGGGCUUUGCACCCGCCGCAUCGGCUCCCCUGUCAGCCUCCCAGCGGGCAUCUAUGGAGAACGAUACCUACAACCGUCUGUUGGGUAUUCCAUUCCCUCAGAUCCCAUCUACUGGCGGUGGUGGAGCUGUUGGUGAUCCGGUCACACACUAUGACCAUGACCGAUUGAAGCGCCGUAUGGACGAAAUGGAGGCCAUGUUAAGGACCUACUUUAUUGACGCAGAGCCAUACGAUGUCCUUCGACAGGGCUACGUCAAGGAACAGCUGGCCCGAGACGCUCUUAAUUUCUCACCUUCGAUUGAAAUCAACUCCCAGCAACAUCAGCCCAUGCUCUCUACCAGAAGAAACCCACUCAAUACUCACAAUUCUAGCACAAUCGUGGCUGAGCCGCUGGAUCACAAAUAAUUAUCAUAGUAAUACAUAUAAGAAAGUAGGAUUAUUUUUUUUUUUGCUGAAGAAAAAAAAAAGUUGUAUUUUAAUUUAAUUCUUCUAAACAUGGCUCUGGUAUAUCCUCUUUCUCUUUAUCUCUUUAUCUUCCUUUGUAUCUUAUAGACUUUAUUGAUAAUCAAUAAAUGAAUAGCUUUUCUUUUCUUUUCUUUUUGUUCUUUCCUGUUCUUGUUCUUUAAUAAAUAAAUAAAUAAAUACCAGUCUUUAUUUUAGU
Messenger RNA from Phycomyces blakesleeanus NRRL 1555(-), 1834 nucleotides. RefSeq lists its product as hypothetical. The transcript is spliced from 7 exons. Bases 76 to 1578 code for a protein of 500 amino acids. Lineage: Eukaryota; Fungi; Mucoromycota; Mucoromycetes; Mucorales; Phycomycetaceae. The record is from RefSeq and is a predicted model, not a curated record.